Ogataea philodendri is the source of this 972-nucleotide messenger RNA. RefSeq lists its product as uncharacterized. Bases 1 to 972 code for a protein of 323 amino acids. The record is from RefSeq and is a predicted model, not a curated record. The transcript has a single exon. Gene Ontology annotation, cellular component: nuclear pore; cytoplasm. NCBI's taxonomy places the organism in Eukaryota, Fungi, Ascomycota, Pichiomycetes, Pichiales, Pichiaceae. Gene Ontology annotation, molecular function: GTPase activator activity. Gene Ontology annotation, biological process: protein import into nucleus.
AUGUCAACUGCUGAGAAGAAGAACAGCGUAGAGUCGGCUCCUGAGGAAGAGACAACGAGCAUUGCGCUCGAGAAAAAGAGAACGUUGGAUGAGUCCGACAAAGAGGAUGUCAAGAGGAUUAAGAGCGAAACAGCGGAAACCUCAGAGGAAGCAACGAAACAGGACAAACAAGAAGAAAGUGACAAGAUAGAAAAGACAGACGACAGUAAAAAGGAGGAAUUGACCGAGACUGAAAAGAAGGACGAAAAGACCGGCAACGGAGACGAAAGUGCUGCCGACGAGAAGCCAACUCCAGCCAAAUUUGUGUUUGGUGCUCGGACCACAUUUGGACAAGCCAGUGGGUUCUCGAUGCUAUCCAAGAAGAAUGUGUUCGAUAAAAAGCCAGAAGCCACUGAAGAGAAGACCGACGAACUCAAACCAGCUACAAAGAGCGUUUUUGGAAGCGGAUCCACGUUUGGAAACGCGUUCAAAAAGGCUGCCACUACAAAAUCGAUCUUUGACGAGCCGCAAAAGGCUCCUGAGCAGCCUAAAGAUAAAGAAAAGGCCAAAGAGGUGUACAAGGCUGUUCAUUUAGAGAAGCAGGAGGUCAAGUCUGGUGAAGAAGAGGAACAGACGUUGUUCCAGGUGAAGGCCAAGUUGUAUCAUAUGGAUCUCACCAAGGUGUCUGAUGGAUGGAAAGAGAGAGGAGUUGGUGUGCUCAAAGUGAACAAAUUUUUGAAAUCAGAUAAACCAUACAAAGCUCGUUUAAUCAUGCGUCAGGAAGGUAUUUUGAAACUCAUAUUGAACGUGCCUGUUGUGCCAGGUUUUGAGGUUUUCAAAGGAAUGGCAAGCUCGUUAAACAGCGACAAAUUCAUCAGAAUUCAGGCAGUGGAAGACUCCAAGCCUGUUCAGUACGCUUUCAAGAUCGGCAUGAUCGAGAACUCGUCCAAGUUGUAUGAAGUUAUUGAGCAAUUGGUUAAAGAGGUGAAUUAA